AUGGAGCCGGGACCGCACCGGACCGGGACUGGCACCGGGCCGGGACUGCGGGACCGGGACUGCGGGACCGGGACUGGCACCGGGCCGGGGUCACCUGAGGCACCGGGACCGGCGCCAACAGCGGGCACCGGCACUGCGGCACCGGGACCGGACCGGGACCGAACCGGGACUGACUGCGGCACCGGGAUAGAACCGGACCGGAACCGGACACCGGCACUGCGGCACCGGGACCGGGCCGGGACCGACUGCGGCACCGGGAUAGAACCGGACCGGAACCGGACACCGGCACUGCGGCACCGGGACCGGGCCGGGACCGAACCGGGACUGACUGCGACCCAGAAUCACCUCCGGGACCCCCCAGCCCCAUUUUGGGGUCCCCCAUUCACAGCCCCAUUCCUGAAACCCCCAGCCCCAUUUUGGGGCGACCCCAGACCCAGAAUCGUGUCCGGAACCCCCAAUUUUGGGGUCCCCAGAGCCCUGACCGGGACCCCCCAGCCCCAUUUUGGGGGUCCCCAGCCCCAAUUUGGGGGGACCCCAGACCCAAAGCCAUGUCCGGGACCCCCAACACGGCCGGGGGGGACCCCCAAAGUCAGAAACACAACAGGGACCCCCAGACCCAAUUUGGGGGUCCCCCAGACCCAGCCCCAUUCCCGAAACCCCCAGCCCCAUUUUGGGGCGACCCCAGACCCACAAACCCCAACACCACUUUGGGGUCCCCAAAGCCCUGACCGGGACCCCAGCCCCAUUUUGGGGAGACCCCAGCCCCAAUUUGGGGACCCCCAUUCCCAGCACCAUUCCCGAACCCCCAGACCAAAUUUGGGGCGACCCCAGACCCAGAAUCGUGUCCGAGACCCCCAGACCCAAUUUGGGGGUCCCCAUCCCCAUUUUGGGGUCCUCCAAACCCCCAGACCCAUUUUGGGGUCCCCCAUUUCCAGUUCCAUUCCUGGGACCCCCCCAGCCGCGCUCUGGGCACCCCAAAACGAGACCCCAGACCCGUUUUGGGGGACCCCCAAAACUCGCAGCCCCCAUAGGGACCCGGGGCAGGGAUUUGGGGUUCCGGGUGGGAAUUUGGGGUUUUUGGGUGCGGAUUUGGGGUUUCUGGGUCCGGAUUUGGAGUUUCUGGGUGGGAAUUUGAGAUUUUUGGGUGCGGAUUUGGGGUUUCUGGGUGCGGAUUUGGGGUUUUUGGGUGCAGAUUUGGGGUUCCCAGGUGCGGAUUUCGGUCCGGAUUUGGGGUUUUUGGGUCGGGAUUUGGGGUUUUUGGGUGCGGAUUUGGGGUUUCCAGGUGGGAAUUUGGGGGUUUUGGGUGCGGAUUUGGGGUUUCCAGGUGCGGAUUUGGGGUUCUCAGGUGGGAAUUUGAGAUUUUUGGGUGCGGAUUUGGGAAUUCUGGGUGCGGAUUUGGGGUUUCUGGGUGCGGAUUUGGGGUUUUUGGGUGCGGAUUUGGGGUUCCCAGGUGGGAAUUUGGGGGUUUUGGGUGCGGAUUUGGGGUUUCCAGGUGCGGAUUUGGGGUUCUCAGGUGGGAAUUUGAGAUUUUUGGGUGCGGAUUUGGGAAUUCUGGGUGCGGAUUUGGGGUUUCUGGGUGCGGAUUUGGGGUUUUUGGUGCGGAUUUGGGCUUCCCAGGUGGGAAUUUGGGGGUUUUGGGUGCGGAUUUGGGGUUUCUGGGUGCGGAUUUGGGGUUUUUGGGUGCGGAUUUGGGCUUCCCAGGUGCGCAUUUCGGUCCGGAUUUGGGGUUUUUGGGUCGGGAUUUGGGGUUUUUGGGUGGGAAUUUGGGGUUCCCAGGUGGGAAUUUGGGGGUUUUGGGUGCGGAUUUGGGGUUUUUGGGUGCGGAUUUGGGGUUCUCAGGUGGGAAUUUGAGAUUUUUGGGUGCGGAUUUGGGGAUUCUGGGUGCGGAUUUGGGUUUUUGGGUGCGGAUUUGGGGUUCCCAGGUGCGGAUUUCGGUCCGGAUUUGGGGUUUUUGGUUGCAGAUUUGGGGUUUUUGGGUGCGGAUUUAGGGUUCCCAGGUGGGAAUUUGGGGGUUUUGGGUGCGGAUUUGGGUUUCCAGGUGCGGAUUUGGGGUUCUCAGGUGGGAAUUUGGGGUUCCUUGUUGGGAUUUGGGGUUCCCAUGUGCGGAUUUGGGGUUUCCGGGUGCGGAUUUGGGGUUUUUGGGUGCAGAUUUGGGUUUGCAGGUGCGCAUUUGGGGUUUUGGGUCCAGAUUUGGGGGUUUUGGGUCCGGAUUUGGGGUUCCCAGGUGGGAAUUUGGGGUAGCAGGUGCAGAUUUGGGGUUUCUGGGUGGGAAUUUGGGGUUUCCGGGUGCGGAU
This is a messenger RNA of Passer domesticus (house sparrow), 2294 nucleotides long. Its product is annotated as basic salivary proline-rich protein 2-like. The record is from RefSeq and is a predicted model, not a curated record. The transcript has 3 exons. Lineage: Eukaryota; Metazoa; Chordata; Aves; Passeriformes; Passeridae. Bases 1 to 1851 code for a protein of 616 amino acids.